CCUUAGUGUAAAAUUACAGGCCCAAACACUUUGGGCUCCAGGGUACCGGCCCAAAAACUGGGAUACGACCAGGGCAGGCAGGCAGGGCCGCUCUACUCGGUUAUGUUAGCGAUCUCAGGGCAUCCGGCCACUGUAACUCUGUAAACUGCAACCUCAAAACCAUCAAGGUUCGAAGAGCUUCAUCAGCUUCUCUUUUGCAACCAUGGAAGAAGAAUCAAAAGAGCAGAAGCUUGUGAAAACGAAAGUAGCAGCGUUGCCAUGGAUGCGAAGUCCAGUUGAUGUUAGUUCGUUUGAAAACUGCCCCCUCACCCAGCUUCCAUUUCUCAAUCCAAGUCUGGAGGCGGCUUUGUGUAAUAGCGGAAUCGAUUCGCUUUUUCCUGUUCAAGUAGCGGUUUGGCAAGAAACCAUGGGCCCUGGUUCCUUUGAGAGAGACCUCUGUGUGAAUUCACCUACAGGAAGCGGGAAGACAUUAGCCUACGCAUUGCCAAUUGUACAAAUGCUUUCAUCUCGUUCUGUUAAAUGUCUUCGAGCUUUAGUGGUUUUACCCACUCGUGAUUUAGCGUUGCAGGUGAGGGAUGUUUUUGCCACAAUUGCCCCUGCAGUGGGGUUAUCUGUUGGUUUGGCUGUAGGGCAAUCUUCGAUAUCAGAAGAAAUUUCAAUGCUUAUUGAGAGACCAAAACUUGAAGCAGUGGCAACACCUGGAAGACUAAUGGAUCAUAUUAACAACACCAAAGGUUUUACACUCGAGCAUCUUCGUUUUUUGGUAGUUGAUGAAACGGAUAGAUUGCUUAGAGAAUCAUAUCAGUCAUGGCUUCCAAUGGUUCUUCAAUGCACCAAUUCUACCAUUGAUAGCUAUUUUUCCAAUCCUUCUACAUUUGGUUCCUUGAAGACUAUAAGGAGAAUUGGUGUAGAAAGGGGAUUCAAAAACAAAGCUUACCCAAGGCUUAUGAAGAUGGUUUUAUCCGCAACAUUAACUCAAGAUCCAACCAAACUUUCUCAACUUCAACUGCAUCAUCCUUUGUUCUUGACAACCGGACACAUACGCUAUAAGCUUCCAGAACAUCUCCACUCUUUCAAAUUGAUAUGCGAACAACAGAUGAAGCCUCUUUACCUUGUUUCCCUUUUGAAAAAUUUACAAGGGGAAAAGUGUAUUGUUUUCACAUCGUCAGUUGAGUCGACUCACCGACUCUGUACUUUGCUUAAGUUUUUUGGAGAUUUGGGAAUUAAAAUCAAGGAAUAUUCGGGUCAUCAACAUCAAACCUUGAGAAGCAAGACAUUGAGGGCAUUUAGGGAAGGGGGAGUACAAGUGGUGGUGUCUUCUGAUGCGAUGACACGUGGCAUGGAUGUGGAAGGGGUUAGAAAUGUAAUUAAUUAUGAUAAGCCGCCAUACAUCAAGACAUAUAUUCAUCGUGCUGGGAGAACUGCAAGGGCUGGGAAUUCAGGGCGUUGCUUCACCUUGUUACACCAAGACGAAGUGAAGCAAUUCAAGAAGCUUUUGAAGAAAGCCGACAUUGAUUCUUGUCCUGUUUAUACACUUCCAUCUGAUUCGAUAGAAUCCCUCAGAUCCACCUAUGAUGAUGCUUUGGAGAAACUAAAAGAGAACGUUGAAAUGGAAGCUUCUAAGAAACGUAAGCUUGGAUUCAAGUCUUCAAGCAAGAUGAAAAAACGCUGAUUUAUGCUUUAAAAUAUAUAUUGUUGUAUUGUUAUUAUGUUUUAUGUUUUUUUUUUUAAAGGAAAUUUUGAUUUUUGUAGCAACAGUUUUUUCAUUAUCUUUAAUUGAUUUUUGGAAGAAUUUCAUAUAUGCCCUUCUUAAACAUCAAAAUAUUAUAUUUACCCAACUUCUCAACGACAUUUGCAUAUUACUUUCACCCCUCAU
Messenger RNA from Lactuca saligna, 1876 nucleotides. Lineage: Eukaryota; Viridiplantae; Streptophyta; Magnoliopsida; Asterales; Asteraceae. The record is from the annotation of a GenBank genome assembly.